This is a messenger RNA of Columba livia (rock pigeon), 3307 nucleotides long. It is a transcript of the gene FBXO34, whose product is annotated as F-box protein 34. Bases 440 to 2695 code for a protein of 751 amino acids. The record is from RefSeq and is a predicted model, not a curated record. Lineage: Eukaryota; Metazoa; Chordata; Aves; Columbiformes; Columbidae. Gene Ontology annotation, molecular function: protein binding. The transcript has 5 exons.
CGGGCAGGGAUUGGCGCGGCCGGCGCGGCUCCUCCCGCCGCCGCGGCUGGGCGCAGGGGAUCCGGCCGCGCCGAGCCCAGCCUGGCGGCUCCGCGCAGCUCGCCGCCGGGACGCCCCCUCCUCCCCGCGGGAGCGCGGCCGGCUCCGCUCCGGAAAUGCCAUUUUCGUGAGUGUGCAAGAGACCUACAGAACUGUAAUGUCUAACCCUACAUGGAGUAACAACUCUCUGAAGUUUUCGGGCUGUACCCAGCUCCGGGCAGAACUAACAAAUCAGCUGAAGCACCUACUGAUAAGGAUCAGCCUUGGUAAAGAAACACACUGUGGUAGUUAAAAGGCAUCUCCAGGCGGCAGAGACGCGGCGAAGCCGAUGGGGAAGCCGUGCGCGUAGCGAGGAUGGACUGGCUGUGACGGCUGUGCCUUAGCUGGAGAGGUGGUUACCAUGAAGAGUUCCUACAGAGCUGGUCUCCACAGGGAACCGCUGAAUUCCACGUCCUCCACCUUCCAUCAAGUCAAACGGGUUUCUGGUAUGCACUUAAAGCCAUAUCUCAAGUUACAGAAGAAAGAGCGAUCUCCAGAAAUUAGCCAGGACUCCCUAAGAGUCCCACCUGCGAGCCAUCAGAGACCAGCGCAAGAAGACAAAUACACCACCAACUGCACCAAACUGAGCGUUUUCCCAAAACCCUCCCUCGUGACUCCAUCUCGCAAACUUCUGGGGAUUAUUUAUCCAAAUACUAUGUGCAAUAUGAACGGGAAAGGUCCAGCGGAUGGUCUGAGCGCCAGGGAAAAGAAGAACGCGCUGUCCGCGACGAUUCACCAGGGAGAAGAAGGUGAAGGGCCGCUGGACGUGUGGGCUGUGGUGAAACCCGGCAAUACGAAGGAGAAGAUCGCGUUCUUCGCUGCCCAGCAGUGCGGCAGCAGCAACCGCCUGGGCUCCAUGAAAAUCAAAAGCACGUGGGACAUUGACGGGAGAACGGCCAAGCGCAGGAAAAAAUCCGGCGAUCUUAAAAAAGCCAAAAUCCAACUGGAAAGAAUGAGGGAGGCGAACGCCAGGUGCUCCCAGCCCGAGCCGUUCGCCUGCGGCAUCGAGCACUGUUCGGUGCAUUACGGGAACGACCACGGCGAGGGCGUCUUCCCCGGCCGGUCCCUCUCGGUGGUGGAGAUGGUGGCGUUUCUGGAGCAACGAGCGAGCGCUUUGCUGGUGGACUGCGCUAAAACCUGCGCUCCCGCUCCCGCCACGAGGCUGAGCGCUGCGCCCAAAGCCGCCUUCCCCGCCUCAGACCCUUUCUGCUCCGCCGAGGCGUGCGAGGUGCCGGUGGAGAGGGGGCCGUGCGGCGAGCAGCAGAGCGAGCCCGUGCGGGUGCUGGACAUGGUGGCCAAGCUGGAGUCGGAGUGUUUGAGGCGCCAGAGCGAGCGGGAGGCCGGGAGCCUCUCGCGGAACAACAGCUUCCGCCGAAACGUCGGCAGGGUGCUCCUGGCCAACGGCACCCAGCCCGAUGGAGACGCGGGGAAGGUGUCCCCGGGGGUCCUGGCGCCGGGGGAAGAUUUGGAGGGCGCUGGGGAAGCCGAGGGUGGGUAUGGGGGACGGUGCGGCGCUCUGGGUGACGCUGAGCUGUGGGAUGGCGCUGCCUCUGCUCGGCAGCCUUUUUCUUCUGGGCUGGACGCUCGGAUGGGGAAUGUGAAUUCGGGACUGGCUCACGCGGUGUUGACAAUAACCACCGGCAGGAGCGAUGCUGAAACACCAAUCGAGCCCCCCGGACCUGUGCUGCCCGCCUGUCCCGCUGCCGCCGGCCGCCCGGUGGAUUCCUUGCGUGGCAAGAACGCGACUGUGGAUUGUACGUCGAAAGAGCCUGUGAUUUUCCCAAAGCAAAGCCUGCACCCUGCUCGGAAAGAGCCCUUAUGCAUCAGUAUAUCGGUCACCAAGACGGAGAAGGGGCGCAGGAAAGAGAAGCUGUGUAACUCCGGUGCUGGUGACGACGCGCUCCCGGGGAGGCUGUUUUUCCUGCGUGCCGACCAGCCCGCCGCUCACGAGCAACAGCCGCUACGGGAAAGCGCCCAAGAAAAGCCAGAAGUAGCCCAAACUGAGGAUGAGGACGCUUUGGCGUCUGACAGAUCAUCUGUCAGAAACGGCGUCCCCGCAGAGCCAUCCGCCCUCUCUGUUCCUCCCGCAGAAGGGGCUUUGCAAGUACUUGAUCCUUCCUGCUUGAAAAAGCAGGUUUCGCAUGACUUUCUGGAGACCCGGUUUAAAAUCCAGCAGCUUUUGGAGCCUCAGCAGUACAUGGCCUUUUUGCCUCACCACAUCAUAGUGAAGAUCUUUGGUUUGCUUCCCACCAGGAGCCUGGUCGCCCUAAAAUGCACUUGCUACUACUUCAAAUUCAUCAUCGAAUAUUACAACAUCAGGCCCGCGGAUUCGCGCUGGGUCCGCGAUCCCCGGUACAGAGAAGACCCCUGCAAGCAGUGCAAGAAGAAAUACGUGAAAGGGGACGUAUCGCUGUGCCGGUGGCAUCCCAAACCCUAUUGCCAAGCGUUACCCUACGGGCCUGGCUACUGGAUGUGCUGUCACCGCUCUCAGAAGGGCAUCCCGGGCUGUAAGUUGGGCCUUCAUGACAAUCAUUGGGUUCCCGCUUGUCACAGCUUUAAUCGCGCCAUUCAUAAGAAAAGCAGAGGAGCGGGAGCCGAAGUGGAAGAGGAAUAUUAGUGCACACACACUUUCCUACGAGAUUGUUUGGGGUAGGAGGAGAUUCUCAUGCCUUGUGCUGUUUACAGUGUAUAUAAUUGUUGUGUUUGGUUAUUUUUUCAAUGUUUUUUUGUUUUCACAGGGCUAUGAAACUGCACAUAAACACAAGAGCCUUUACCUUUUAGAUUACGGAUAGCUUUUAGUCCAUCGAUGUAAAUAACACUAUAAAAACUAAUUGUACAUACAGAGUCUACAGCUGGCUGAACAACGUACUCACUACAAUGCAGCUAUGAUAGUGUUGCGGCUAUAGUCGUGUGUGUUUUUAAGUGUCUCGUUCCAAAAAUCUGUAUAUCCUGUAUAAUAUAUGAACGUUUCCGAGAGGAAACUCUAAAUAGGUAAAGGUCGACUUGUUUAAAGAAUCUUCAGCCAACUUAACUGGACAACCUUAAAAUUAGACUAGAACAGAUCCAUUAUAGUAGUGUGGCAGUGGAUAAAAAAAAGAGGAAUAUUAUUGUAUAGUCAGAAUAAAAAAAAUAUAUCUUGUCUACCAUACCCGUGUUGUCUGGUUUGGGUUUUUAUGUUUGUUUGAUUUCUUUUUUUUUUUUUUUACUUGAAUAAACCGUGCAUUCUCGA